Messenger RNA from Malassezia japonica, 708 nucleotides. RefSeq names its product thymine-DNA glycosylase (gene thp1). The coding region runs from base 1 to 708 and encodes 235 amino acids. Gene Ontology annotation, molecular function: uracil DNA N-glycosylase activity; pyrimidine-specific mismatch base pair DNA N-glycosylase activity. NCBI's taxonomy places the organism in Eukaryota, Fungi, Basidiomycota, Malasseziomycetes, Malasseziales, Malasseziaceae. Gene Ontology annotation, biological process: base-excision repair, AP site formation. The transcript is spliced from 2 exons. The record is from RefSeq and is a predicted model, not a curated record.
AUGGUUCGAGCGCCGGAGCGUGUCACGUCGCGCUUCUUUCGCAAGCAGGAGGCACAGCGCGUGCCGGACUACUUGGCGAGUGGGCUCGAGGUGCUGUUCUGUGGCAUCAAUCCAGGGGCGGAAUCGGGCGCACAGCAGCGGCAUUAUGCGCACCGCUCGAACCACUUUUAUGCAUGCGUGCACCAGUCGGGCUUGACGACGAAGCGCCUCGCCCCGAGCGAGGACCAUACUUUUCCGUCGCAGGAGCCGUUCCGUCUGGGGUUGACCAACUUGGCACACCGGCCGACGCGCAAGAGCGAGCAGCUUGCCAUGACCGAGCUCGAGAUGGGCGUGCCGGAGCUCGUCGAAAAAGUGCGCACGUACCGCCCCAAAGUGGUAUGCUUUGUAGGAAAGCAAAUUGGGCAAGUCUUUCUCAAGGUGCUACAGAAAAAGAACAAAGUUGGACCUACGAGUGUGCCUCUCUCCUUUCCACCGUCGGUCCUGGGCUUUUGGUUUGCGCCAAAGAAUGCGCCGGACAAGACGUUCCCUGCAAUCGAUGCGGGGUACGGCGUGCUUCCUGCGUGUGUUACCCACGACGACGGGACCGUGACGCUCUUUUUCUCGACACCGUCCACAAGCGCGCGCGUCACACACCACCAGCUGCCGGGCAAGGUGCGCAUCAUGUCUCAUAUCGUGGCGCUUCUCGCGGCGUUUCCCACCGAUGGUUGA